AUGGAUCCACUAAACAUCUCCUGGUACAACAGUGACAUUGGCAACAGGAACUGGAGCAAGCCACUCAACGAGUCCGAUGCAGACCAGAAGCCUCAGUACAACUACUAUGCCAUGCUGCUCACCCUCCUCAUCUUCGUUAUUGUUUUUGGCAAUGUGCUGGUGUGUAUGGCUGUGUCCAGGGAAAAAGCUCUUCAGACAACAACUAAUUACUUGAUCGUCAGUCUGGCAGUGGCAGAUCUCUUGGUAGCAAUUCUGGUCAUGCCUUGGGUGGUCUAUCUGGAGGUGGUUGGUAAAUGGAGGUUCAGUCGGAUUCACUGUGAUAUCUUUGUAACACUUGAUGUUAUGAUGUGUACCGCCAGUAUCCUCAAUCUCUGUGCCAUCAGCAUUGACAGAUACACAGCAGUAGCAAUGCCAAUGCUGUACAACACCCGCUACAGCUCGAAGCGCAGGGUUACCGUGAUGAUUGCUGUGGUCUGGGUGCUUUCAUUUGCCAUCUCCUGCCCACUCCUAUUUGGCCUCAAUAACACAGAUGAGAAUGAGUGUAUCAUCGCCAAUCCUGCCUUCGUUGUGUAUUCCUCUAUCGUCUCCUUCUAUGUUCCCUUCAUCGUCACCCUGCUCGUGUACGUACAGAUUUACAUCGUGCUCCGGAAGCGCAGGAAGCGUGUUAACACCAAGCGCAGCUCCCAUACCCUGGAUUCUGACACACAGGCCCCACUGAAGGACAAAUGCACUCAUCCAGAAGAUGUGAAGCUCUGCACAGUUAUUGUGAAGUCCAAUGGGAGUUUCCAAGUUAAUAAGCGCAAAGUGGAAGCAGAGAGUCACAUAGAGGAGAUGGAAAUGGAGAUGGUUUCCAGUACUAGUCCUCCUGAGAAGACCACUUUCAAACCAGCUGAAUCAAGGAACCAUCAGCUGCUUGUGCCAGUCGCUUCCAAUCAGUGCACCAAUUCAACCCUGCAGGCAACCUUGGACAGCCCUGUGAAAGUAGAGAAGAAUGGACAUGCCAAAGAAACCCUCCAAACAGCCAAAGUCUUUGAGAUCCAGUCUAUGCCCAAUGGAAAGACAAGAACCUCUCUCAAGACUGUGAGCAGGAGGAAACUCUCACAACAAAAGGAGAAGAAAGCCACUCAGAUGCUAGCCAUUGUCCUUGGUGUUUUCAUCAUCUGCUGGCUCCCAUUCUUCAUCACUCACAUCCUGAACAUGCACUGCGAUUGCAACAUACCCCCAGCAAUGUACAGCGCCUUUACAUGGCUUGGAUACGUCAACAGUGCUGUUAACCCAAUUAUUUACACCACCUUCAACAUUGAAUUUCGUAAGGCUUUUAUGAAGAUCCUCCACUGUUAA
Messenger RNA from Rhea pennata, 1341 nucleotides. It is a transcript of the gene DRD2, whose product is annotated as dopamine receptor D2. Gene Ontology annotation, biological process: negative regulation of voltage-gated calcium channel activity; negative regulation of synaptic transmission, glutamatergic; phospholipase C-activating dopamine receptor signaling pathway. The transcript has 7 exons. Gene Ontology annotation, cellular component: plasma membrane; presynaptic membrane; glutamatergic synapse. Gene Ontology annotation, molecular function: dopamine neurotransmitter receptor activity, coupled via Gi/Go; G protein-coupled receptor activity. The record is from RefSeq and is a predicted model, not a curated record. NCBI's taxonomy places the organism in Eukaryota, Metazoa, Chordata, Aves, Rheiformes, Rheidae. Bases 1 to 1341 code for a protein of 446 amino acids.